GGAAAAUCCUCCUCAUUUGCUAGAGAAAUCUAUAAAUAUUUAGAUAGUGUAGAGCUUGAUAAUCUAAAAUGGCAAAAUCCGUUGGCCAGCCAAGUGAUUACUGAUGAAUUUGUGCAAAAUUUAUCUAAGGAGUCUGGAGAUGGAAAUGUUUAUAAGAGUUUCAAAGAGCCAUUAAAUCGUAUGCGAAUAGAUGCACCAUCCAAUAUCAGGGAGAUAUGUAAUAAUCACAUCACUAGUGAGAUUUUAGAAUAUCUAAGCGAUAUCUGGAGAAACCCUGCAUUUGAAGCCAAUAUUGCAAAAACACAAAGCGAAGGAACUUACGUGACGGAUGUGAUCGUUCCUUUGCUUCGAGCAUCAUUAAAAAAACUUCCAAUCAGAAAUACCGCCUUUCUUAGCACUGCAGAACGUCAAAGCCAAGCUAGUGCGGAUAGAAAAGGUGGGGAAAACAAGGGUAAACGACCCGAUAUAAUGCUCAUAGAAGAAUAUGAUGGUAAGUUAUAUGAACUUAUAUUUGCAGAAUGUUCCCGGUUAAUAUGUCCUAAACGAAAAGAAGACGAUGAUAAAAUAAAACUAUGGAGGGAGAUGAAUGAUGGGCUUUAUUGGACUUAUAGUGGGUGCAGGCCCGAUAUAAAUCAAUUUGGGGUUAUCAGAGUGCAAAUAGCCGGGGAUACGUUGCAUCUUAAGAUUAUUAUUAAAGACAUGAAUGAUAUCCACCAUCUUUAUAAUUUAUAUUCGGUUAAAAUUCCUGUAAGACCAACUGAUGGUGAAAGC
Molecule: messenger RNA, 771 nt
Organism: Dentiscutata heterogama
Lineage: Eukaryota; Fungi; Glomeromycota; Glomeromycetes; Diversisporales; Gigasporaceae
Source: the annotation of a GenBank genome assembly